Cyprinodon tularosa is the source of this 1129-nucleotide messenger RNA. RefSeq names its product cholesterol 25-hydroxylase (gene ch25h). The record is from RefSeq and is a predicted model, not a curated record. Gene Ontology annotation, biological process: sterol biosynthetic process; cholesterol metabolic process. NCBI's taxonomy places the organism in Eukaryota, Metazoa, Chordata, Actinopteri, Cyprinodontiformes, Cyprinodontidae. Gene Ontology annotation, molecular function: C-4 methylsterol oxidase activity; iron ion binding; steroid hydroxylase activity. The coding region runs from base 23 to 778 and encodes 251 amino acids. The transcript has 2 exons.
AACACGUGAAUAAACCAGAACCAUGCUGCUACAGCCAGUCUGGAGUUUUCUUCUAGGAUACUCAUCUGUCCUGCGUUCCCCCUUCUUCCCAGUCUUCUUCUCUCUGUCAGUGUACCUGAUGUUCUGUUUGCCCUUUUUGCUGCUGGACCUGUUAUCCUUAAAGUGGGACUUUGUGCGCAGAUACAAGCUGCAGUCUCAGAGCUCCAUCAGUUGGGCAACUGUUCAGAGAUGCCUGGCUCUGACCCUCUACAACCAUGUGAUCUUCAUCUUUCCACUCACCGUGCUCAACUGGUACCUGCGGCCAGUGCUGCUGCCCCAGGAUGCUCCCUCCCUGCAUCACCUGCUGGCUCAGGUGCUGGUCUGCCUGCUGCUCUUUGACUUCCAGAGCUUCAGCUGGCACCUGCUGCACCACAAGGUGCCCUGGCUGUAUCGCAACUUUCACAAGCUGCACCACACUUACACCUCCACCUCAGCCCUCACAGCAGAGUACUCUGGGGCCUGGGAAACCCUCAGUUUGGGACUUUUCGCUGCUGCCAACCCCCUGAUGCUGGGCUGCCACCCCCUCACAGAGAUGACCUUCUUCAUUGUAAACAUCUGGCUGUCGGUGGAGGACCACUGCGGUUAUGAUCUGCCUUGGGCUACACACCGUCUGAUCCCCCUGGGAUUGUUUGGUGGUGCACGCCACCAUGACCUCCACCACCUAAAAUCAAACUGCAACUUCGCCCCCUAUUUCACACACUGGGACCGUCUGGCCGGGACGCUGCAGGAACAGGACUGAACCUAAGAUGACACUGCUGGGGACAUCCUGAAACAGACAUCCAGAGAUGUCAUAAAAUACCCAUUCAGCUACAAACUGAUGGCCCCAACCAGUAGCUUUUUUUUUUAUUGACUUUUAUCACCUUUUGAAUUUUGGUGUUGGAAGCUUCCAGGAUCUUGUGGGAAUUCUGUUCUUAUUUAUAUGGAGCACCUUCUUGACCAGUAAACAGACUGAAAGAAGUUUGAAUGAAAGACUUCUACUUUAGUAUAAAGAUUGUCUUUAAAAAUACAAUUAAUGUUCAUAUUGAACCUUUUAACCUGCACCUUUGUAUAGUUUUAUAUACAGUUUGUAUUCAAUGUAUUUGGAGGAGAU